Molecule: messenger RNA, 5314 nt
Organism: Pecten maximus
Lineage: Eukaryota; Metazoa; Mollusca; Bivalvia; Pectinida; Pectinidae
Product: vesicle-associated membrane protein 7-like
Exons: 9
Coding region: 203-862 (219 amino acids)
Biological process (GO): vesicle fusion; exocytosis
Cellular component (GO): membrane; SNARE complex
Molecular function (GO): SNARE binding; SNAP receptor activity
Source: RefSeq, a predicted model, not a curated record
GUUGUUCUCUGGUAAUGGCUGUAAACAUCGACACAGACUAGUUUGCAGAUUAUUUUUCCAAGUAAAACGGUUAGUUGUUUGGAAUGGAAUGGUAUGCGACAUUUGACAACUUUGCGUAACACGAAGAGUUAUUGAGCAUUGCUUAAAAGUACAGUAAAGAUAUUGGCUAAACAAUACCAAUUACUGACAGACAGGCGGCAAAAUGCCCAUCUUAUUCGCAGUUGUUGCCAGAGGCACAACUGUUCUGGCUAAAUAUGCCAGUUGUGCCGGAAAUUUCACAGAAGUCACAGAGCAAAUUAUAUCAAAAAUUGCACCAGAAAAUUCCAAACUGACUUAUUCUCAUGGAAGUUACCUGUUUCAUUACGUGUGUGAUGACAGAAUCGUGUACUUAUGUAUAACAGACGAUGAUUUCGAGAGGUCAAAAGCAUUUUUGUUCCUGAAUGAAAUUAAAAGAAGAUUCCAGGCCCAGUAUGGUGUACGGGCACAGACUGCUCUCCCCUACGCCAUGAACAGCGAGUUUUCUCGGAUCAUGGCCUCACAAAUGAAAUUUGUAACAGAAAACCAAGAGCCAGACCAUGUAGAGAAAGUUCAAGGUCAAGUUGAUGAACUCAAGGGCAUCAUGGUCAGAAAUAUUGAUCAAAUUGCAGAUCGCGGAGAAAGACUAGAGUUGUUGGUUGAUAAAACAGAUGAACUAAGUGCUAACGCGGUCACCUUUAAGAAAAGUAGUAGAACCUUAGCUCGAUCAAUGUGGUUUAAAAACAUGAAAAUUACCAUCAUUAUUGCUGUGAUUGUCAUUGUGAUCUUGUACUUCAUAAUUUCUGCUGCGUGUGGAGGAUUAGACUGGCCCUGUACUCGCAAGUGAUCAGGUCAAACCAUUGUACUCACCUAGCCACAUAUGGAAAUCAACCAGCCACAGAUAACCUUUGUCUUUCAUAUUUAUCUUCACUGUAUCAUCAACAGCAAUAUCUCGUCAGAUACCACAUACCUGAUGUAUUAGUCUAUAGGGAUACUGUACAGUAUAAUACUUAUGUCCGGUAGAAAAAUUGUCUGUGUAAGACAUCAUCGUAUUAAACCAUUCCAGAAUUUUUUUAGGGUGGACAUGAAAAACAUGGAUCUCCCUGAGAUGAGAUAAGGAUGAUUGGGAUAGUAUCUGUAUCGAAGGAGAGAGUUGUGUUUGAGAUCUUGUAAAGAGAGAUGAUUAAUACAGAUCUGUCUUUAUCAGAUCUGUUUUGUAAAGGCAGAUAAGUGAUUCAUACUUAUAAAGAGAGAUCUUUCACGUAAAGAGAGAUUAGUGAAGCAGAUCUUUCCUGUAAAGAGAAUAAAGUCAUUAAGAUCUUUCUUGGCCAUAGAGAUGAAUGAUACAGAUUCUAUUUAAAGAGAUGAGUGACUCAUAUUUUCAUAAUAGAAAAUGAUUCAGACUACCUUAUUCGACCAUAUCCAGCCAGCAAAUCACUAAGAUUAGAUUACCGCUAAUAGAUUUAUGUUAACAGCAUUUCUUUGGGGCGAGAAUAUUCCUGUAACAAGAUUCACAUGUAGAGUGUUUACAUCUUUUCUCAGCUAUGCUGUUUCCAAAAUGAAGUACCGGUACAAAUUUCAAAAAAUAAAUUUCAAAUUAACCUUAUUUAUAUUAUACAUUAUGACUACUCCAGGUACUCCAGGUAAUUUACAAUUAUUAAAUAAAAGCAGAAUGAAAACAAAGGUAUUCAUACUGAAUUUUCCAUUUUCAUUUAUUUUUACACAGAUCACCUCAGAUAGUUUUUCUUUAAAAUGGCAAUAGUUACAGCUGACAAGUUUGUCAAAGAGAUCAUGUGUAUUUUAUUUCAAAACUUCCUCUUACUUAUUAAGCUUUUAUCACCCCUCAAAAUCAAAUUUCUUCUUUUCAUAGAAAGCACGUUUAAUCAGAAAAAUGUUUAUGCUUCUGCAACUUUACACUAUGCAGAAUGGCUUUCUGAAAUUAAGGUUCCAGUCUUUGUCAAAUUAACUUAAGAGUACCAAAAUGUCUGUUUCAAUUAGAAACCAGUCUGGCUAACUUGAAAUAUGGGUUAGUCUGGCAUAAUAAUUUUGGAAUGUGAAAUACUGUACAAUUUAGUUUGUUACACAUUAUCUGAUUCUAUACUGAAGUUAUAUGGUGACAAAGGUGUAGUUUUGGAGCUAAAAGUUGACAAAAUUUAGGCUGAAUAUUGGAGAUAAUGCAGUUUCCUACUAGCUGAAUUUUGACCAUUUUCUGAUGUUUGAUUAAAUCUAAUGAAAAUUUCACAUGGUUUAUAGUAAAUGUACUGUUAGAUUAUAAGCCAUAUUAAAGAAAAACAUUGUUUAUUCCAUCUAUAUAAUUCCCAGUAAGAUGUUAUGAACCUGUUUAUUCCAUAUAUAUAAUUCCCAGUAAGAUGUCAUGAACCAAUACGUCAAUUUACUUAUCAAAUGGAGUCACACUUUAACGUUUAUUAGAUAUUGAUUGACGACGGACUAGGUUAAAUUGUAACAUUUAUUAGAUAUUGAUUGACGACGGACUAGGUUAAAUUGUGUACCUGUGCCGAGAAACAUCCUUGAUGUAGCUCCUGCAUCAUGUCUUCUCUGUAGUGACUGGUCCGGAUCCUGGGCUUAGUUAUCGUUUAACAGUUAUAUAUACGGUACUCAAAAUGUAUGUUUUAUCACUUCCUAAUAUUAUUAUAAUUUUACAUUCAUAAACUUUUUUUGUAAUUUGUAGUUGAUGCAAGAUUAGAGGCCCCAUCGAAUAAUUCCAAAAAAAAGUUUUGAAAAUUAAACAGUGGUGCCCUAAUCUGUAUAUGAUACAUCAAGGUUUAUUUUGACCUGUAAAUACAUGUAUACAGUUAUAUUAUAUCAUACAUCUGACAUUUAUAUUUAAUUUAGUAAACCUUUACUCAAUCCAUGUACACACCUGUAUAAUUGUUCUUUUUUGAUAGAAUCAAGAAUAUUUCUGAAGUUUUCAAAUAAGAAAUACUGUCAACUGAAGCUACUAAAGAAAAUCCCGUAACUUUGAAGUUUUACUUCAAAGAAUGUUUAUGUAUAAUCGUAUCAAAGGUUUCCUUCUUUGAUAUCCGUCUAGUUUACCCUUAUGUUCAUUGCUAAAAAGUCCCUUUAUGGGUAUAUUUAAGAAUUACCUCCCUUACUUAUUUUGAUGCAUGUCUCAGAUUUUAUAAUAGCUUCUUUGUUAUUUUCUGUUGGCUUUAAGCUUGUUAUUUCUACAAAUCACAUAUAUUCCAGCUUCAUCAGUGUGUAAGAAAGAAAUUCAUACCGAUACAUCAAAGAUUUUUUCAUCCAAUUUAGUAAUUACUUUUACUACAGUCAAAGUAUAUAUGAAGAGCUGUGUAGCUUUUUGUUCAAUUAUUCACUUUACCAAUACGUCUUUUCCUGACUGGUACUGGUAUCUCUUUUGGAAAGGUUAUAUAUAUAUAUAUAUGUAAAUCACUGUAUCUGUACAGUAAGUACCAAAAGUAUUGCUAAACACACUGGUAUCCAUAUCUAUGGUUUGUUACGUUAAACAUAUGAUACAGGAAUAUGUUUCCAAAUAAUUUCUCAGUUGUGAAUGUAUAGCAAUAUUUAUUAUUCAUACUAUUUUGAUAUUGAUUCAGUUAUGAUUCAUGAUUCAAUUAUUGAAAUAAUUCAUAAUGCCAACUAUACUGUUUAGAUUUUGUUUUUUAUUUUGAUUUUGAGCUUACCAUUGAUUUAUCAAUUUUAUAGAUUUUAAUUAAAGUUCCAAUUGAGUCCAUCAGCAUAUGAUAUAUACAUAUAUUAUAUCAUUAUUUUGCACACAAAAAAAAUCUGGAGAGCAGAGGGAUGUAUCAGCUCCUUUUGAUAUACAGGAUAGAAAAUAUUUGGGAAGCAAAAAACUUAUUCUUUUCAAUAACUCUUUUUCUUAAGUAUUUACAAACAAAUUUGUAAAUAAUUCAUCUUUUGAAGAAUAUUUAUUCUGAAACAUUUUCAAGGUUUGUAUUUCAAUUUGUUACAGUAGUUGUAUUUUCUAUAGGUUUCCAUCAAAUGAAUGACAAUGCAUUAUCCUGAUAUAGAUAUAAUGGUCCAGCUUUAUGAAGUUUGGUUUGAUUACUGUUGUUUUUAUUUAGAUAUAAACUGUUUCGUUUCGUAGAUGUGUAUCUGUAUCAGUUAUGAAUUAUUUACAACACGAGUUUGAUUUUGGACCUUUUAGUAAUUAACAUCUAUUGCUUAUACAUGUAUUGUUUUUCUAUUGACAUACAUAAUGUAUAUGUAAGUUAUAGUGUACCUGGUUGGGGUUUAUACUGUAUUUUCCAUUCCAAUAUCAAACUCAUUAAUGUGAAGAGUACCUGUACUGAUAUACAAAUGAUAGGUUAUACCUACAUUGGUAAUCUGCAGUUAUUGGCAUCUUUCCCCAGGAAUUUGUAACCUACAUGUAUUGUGUUGUAUAAUUGUAGCUAAACCCAGAAUGUGAAAAUCUUAAACAGGAUUCCAGCUUUUUUCUGUAAAGUAUUGUACAUCAUUUAUAUUAGCUUAUCUCCCUUAGUUUGAAGCAGAAUCAACAAGUAUCCAAGCUAUCAAUAUUUUAAGUCUCGUUUCAUCUGUAUGAAUUUGGGAGUUUAGAGAAGGGGCCAGAACAAAAUAUGAAAAUAUUUCUUGUCAGAUGAUUGAGUCAGGAAGUGAUAUAUCAGCAAAAUAGGCUUUGAGGGAAAGGGCAUAAUUGCUUGGAUUACCAAUAAUAAUAGGUAAUAAUAUUUCCUCCAUCCGACAAAACAAAGAAAUGCAUUUGAGCCAGUCCUGUAAGAUAUAUAUCUACUGCUUAGAGACUUAAUCAUGUCGAAAGAUUAUUUGAAGGGUUGUUGGUGAAGGUUAUUCAUGAAGUAAGUAUUGCAUUAUGUGGUUAUGUAGAGUUUGACGGCAAAUGUGUGAUAAAAUACAAAUAUAUAUAUAAUUAAAAAACAAGGCCAAGAUGUUUCUUUUCAGUGUAUUUACAGUUUUCACAGGACAGUGUAUAUAUUCAUACAGUUAACAUUAUUGAGAUAUUUUCUAAGGGAGAUAAUUCUAAUAAAUUACAAUUAGUAAAGGAAAAUACUAUAAAACACUUAAUCUGUAAUGCUGAUGAAAUUGUGAAUGUAGAUAUUACACCCUUUGAUAUAAGAACACAUUAAUAUCAAACGUCUUUGUACAAUGCAUAGGAAUUUAAAUGUAAAUAUUAUGCUCUUUAAUAUAUAAGUACACAUUAAUAUCAAACAUCUAUGUACAAUGUAUAUAUGUUGUCUUAUGGGAGAAAACCAUCAUGUGUAGGUUUUCACUUGAUUUGUUAUGAAAGUGCUAUGAUUAUAAAAUUAUGUUUUCAACAGUCUAA